GGCACAAAGCGCACAGCAGGAGCCUGGUGUGCUCAGCGGUGUGUGGAGAAUAAAGCAGGCGAACCGAACACUGCUCUGUUCACACGCGGGGAAACAUGUUGUCGAGACGACCGACCGGCCUUCGCGGCAGAAGCAGCAGCUGCCGCACGGGACGGUCACUGUUGUCGUUGUUCUUGGCGGCCCUUCUCGUUGCUCUGUCGCCGGCGUCCGCCUUCCUCUCGUCAUCACCACCACGACCGUCGUCCUCCGCUUCCUCCUCCUCGCGAUCGGCGAAGCGCGCGAAGAGAUUGGCGCCGCUCCACGGCAUCAAGCGGAAGGUCAAGGUCGAGAUGGAGGAAAACUUCUCCGGGAAAGUGGUGGAGCCAGUGGGGGCGGCGACGAGCAUGUUCGGAGGCGACGCCAACGCGCUCUUCGACGUGAUCGAGAAGAAUAAGAAGAAGGCCGCGGAGGCCGCCGCCGCCGCCGCCGCCGCCGAUGGCAACGGCGAUGACGACGGCGAUGAAGCAGGCGCAGACGGUGGAGACGCCGGUGUCGGGGAUGGGGAAACGGCAUGAUAUGAAUGGUGCAUCAACGUU
Molecule: messenger RNA, 575 nt
Organism: Ectocarpus sp. CCAP 1310/34
Lineage: Eukaryota; Phaeophyceae; Ectocarpales; Ectocarpaceae
Source: the annotation of a GenBank genome assembly